AUGAAGGGUCGUCGCCGUCUGCUGGCCGCAGCUCGUCCGUAUCUGCAGAUAUUCUCCGUGUUCGCGCUGACGCCUCCGCCCAACUUCUUUGACAGGACCACAAAUAGGCGUCUGAGGCGGUUCUUGAUUGUGGGAUAUGGAGUUUAUUCGCUGUUUUUCCUUGGGAUUCUCAUAUGUAUGUCGUAUGUGAAUGUGUUGGCCUUGAACGCGGAAAUCGAACAGUUCAAGCUGGAAGAUUUUACCAGAGCCAUGGGCAGAGUGCAGAAGGUUGUGCUCGCCUCCAUGGGCAUUGUCAUUCAUCUGAACAUGCUCCUGAACUACCGUCGACUGGGCCACAUUUAUGAGGAUAUUGCAGAUCUGGAAAUGGAGAUUGAUGAUGCCUCCCAGUGCUUUGGCGGACAGCCGGGGCAUAACAGUUUUCGCUACCGUUUGGCCACCAAUUGUGGCCUGUGGCUCGUCGCGCUGGUCGGUUUGAUGCCCCGAUUCACUAUUGAGGCCAUGGGUCCGUUUGUGUCCUGGCCCAGCAAAAUUCUCUCUGAGCUGGUACUAAUAAUGUUGCAGCUGAAGUGCCUGGAGUAUUGCGUGUUCGUGGUGAUGGUUUAUGAGCUGGUGCUCCGCCUGCGUCACACUCUGAGGCAGCUGCAGGUGGAGCUGGCCGACUGCAAUCAGCGCGACAUGCUGCAGGCUCUGUGCGUGGCUUUGCGACGCAAUCAGCAGCUACUCGGCCGUGUCUGGCGAUUGGUGGGCGAACUGGAGAAGUACUUUACGCUGCCCAUGAUGUUUUUGUUCCUGUUCAACGGUCUUACCAUUCUGCACGUAGUUAACUGGGCUUAUAUCAACCAAUUCAAUCCGGCUGAUUGCUGUCGCUACGUGAGACUCGGCAACUGUGUUCUGCUGCUGAUCAAUCCUCUAGUGGCCUGCUAUCUCAGCCAGCGUUGCGUCAAUGCCUACAAUAGUUUUCCACGCAUUCUCCAUCAGAUUCGUUGCCUGUCUGUGGCAAACAAUUUUCCCGUACUAUCCAUGGGCCUGCGGGAAUACUGCCUGCAGCUGCAACACCUCCGACUGCUCUUUACCUGCGGAGGUUUCUUCGAUAUCAAUCUGAAGAACUUUGGCGGGCUGAUUGUCACCAUUCUGGGUUAUACAAUAAUUCUUGUGCAAUUCAAAUUUCAGGCCGUGGCGGAGGAAAAAGGUCGCUUCGAUCUCAAUAAUAGCAAAAGCUUUUAA
Drosophila miranda is the source of this 1224-nucleotide messenger RNA. RefSeq names its product putative gustatory receptor 98b. Gene Ontology annotation, molecular function: sweet taste receptor activity. The transcript is spliced from 4 exons. Lineage: Eukaryota; Metazoa; Arthropoda; Insecta; Diptera; Drosophilidae. Bases 1 to 1224 code for a protein of 407 amino acids. Gene Ontology annotation, biological process: sensory perception of taste. The record is from RefSeq and is a predicted model, not a curated record. Gene Ontology annotation, cellular component: dendrite; axon; membrane.